Messenger RNA from Panonychus citri (citrus red mite), 1235 nucleotides. Its product is annotated as cadherin-23-like. Bases 1 to 993 code for a protein of 330 amino acids. The transcript has 3 exons. Gene Ontology annotation, biological process: homophilic cell-cell adhesion. NCBI's taxonomy places the organism in Eukaryota, Metazoa, Arthropoda, Arachnida, Trombidiformes, Tetranychidae. Gene Ontology annotation, molecular function: calcium ion binding. Gene Ontology annotation, cellular component: plasma membrane. The record is from RefSeq and is a predicted model, not a curated record.
AUGUCAAAAAGUUGUAAACGCAAAGGUGUGGUAACAAUUAAUCGUCGUAUUGACUACGAAUCACUAAUUGUUAAGCAGAUCAAAUUUUCCGUCGAAGCCGUUGGUCAGCCAGCAAAAGGUUCAGAGGAAUAUCUUGGCGGAGAAAAGUUCACCUCAGUGGCAAACAUUUUAGUCUCUGUUGUUGAUGUGAACGAUAACUCGCCCGUUUUUCUGCAGGACAAUUAUCGAGCAUCCGUUCUGGAGACAGCGAAAUGGCCUCAAAUUGUUCUAACAGUUUCUGCUACUGAUCGUGACUCUGGACCUUUUGGUUCAAUAGGCUAUCACCUAUCAGGAGAUGGUUCUGAUAUGUUCGAGAUUAAUAAUCGAAGUGGAAUUCUCAGAAUUCGACAAGGGGCCAACCUUGACCGGGAAAGAAAAUCGAUUUACAAUUUACAAGCAACAGCAAUUGACAAUUUCCGUGAGGAAAGUGACAAAAAUAGCGACGAUUCAAUUGUCUCAAUGAAAUCGCAAGGUAAUGGAUUUCGAGGUGGCAACAGGAAAACUACAGUUUCUGUCGUGAUUGAAUUGAUCGAUGUUAAUGAUAACUCACCAAAAUUUUCGCGUGAUUUGUAUGAAAUUAUUGUCCCUGAAAGCGCUCCCAUUGGGUCUCGUGCUGGAUCAGUAUCAGCAAUCGAUCCUGAUGAAGGUAGAAAUGGACAAGUUUACUAUGAGAUCGCUUUCCUUGAAAACUUUCCCGAUCCAAGGGAAGAGCUGUUUACCAUUGACCGAUCAACCGGUGAACUAUUUGUGAAUAAAUCGCUUUCGGGAAAAGGUCGAAUCGAUCCUUAUAUUAUUCAUAUUGUUGCUCGAGACUCAGGUCGUGAAUCUUUCUCAUCACAUACCAAAUUCUCAAUAAUAAUCGGUGAUAUCGCUGCAAACGACGGUGUCCCAAGGUUCGUACGACCCGCUGAAAAUGAAAUCAUCUAUCUGACUGAAAACAAAAUUACUCUUUAAUUCUAGUCGCUUUUGAUCUUGGUAAUCCACCUCAAGAAUCCCAACGAAUUAUGGUAAUCCGAUUGAACGAUACUGAUGAUAACUCACCUCAUUUUAAUCGAGGUGUCGGCGAUUCUCCAAUGACUUGGGAGAUCGACGAAGAGCAACCGAUUGGUUCAUUAAUUGGAACUCUAAAAGCAAUCGAUGAUGAUAUUGGCUCCAAUUCGAUUAUCCAAUAUUACAUUAAUUACAAGUCAGUUGAA